This is a messenger RNA of Lactuca sativa (garden lettuce), 1538 nucleotides long. Its product is annotated as obg-like ATPase 1. Gene Ontology annotation, cellular component: cytoplasm. NCBI's taxonomy places the organism in Eukaryota, Viridiplantae, Streptophyta, Magnoliopsida, Asterales, Asteraceae. Gene Ontology annotation, molecular function: GTP binding; ATP binding; ATP hydrolysis activity. The record is from RefSeq and is a predicted model, not a curated record.
UUGUUGUUGUAUAAACCCUAAAGAAAUCUUGAACGCACUCUCGUUCCUGCAGCCUCGCUCCUGCUCCCGUGCUUCUCUCGUUUCUGUUUGUAAAAGGAAAUAUGCCUCCAAAGGCUGCGAAAUCGAAGGAAGCACCCGUAGAAAGGCCAAUCCUUGGUCGUUUUUCAUCGCAUCUGAAGAUUGGGAUCGUGGGAUUGCCGAAUGUAGGGAAAUCCACUCUCUUCAACACUCUCACUAAGCUGUCGAUUCCUGCUGAGAACUUUCCGUUUUGUACCAUUGAACCUAAUGAAGCUCGUGUCAAUAUUCCUGAUGAGCGUUUUGAAUGGCUUUGUCAGCUAUUCAAGCCAAAGAGUGAGAUCUCUGCAUUCUUAGAGAUACAUGACAUUGCUGGAUUGGUUAAAGGUGCUCAUGAAGGACAAGGGCUUGGAAACAAUUUCUUAUCUCACAUUCGUGCAGUUGAUGGGAUAUUCCAUGUUUUACGUGCAUUUGAAGACCCGGAUAUUAUACAUGUUGAUGACAUUGUGGAUCCUGUAAGAGAUUUAGAGGUUAUAACUGCAGAAUUACGGCUGAAGGAUAUUGAGUUCAUAAAAAGAACAAUUGAAGAUCUUGAAAAGAGCAUGAAGAGGAGCAACGACAAGCAGUUAAAAAUAGAACUUGAAUUGUGUUUGAAGGUGAAAACAUGGCUGGAGAGUGAAAAAGACAUCCGUUUGGGGGAGUGGAAAGCUGCUGAAAUUGAAAUACUGAAUACCUUUCAGUUGCUCACUGCAAAACCUGUUGUUUAUCUGGUGAAUAUGAAUGAAAAAGAUUAUCAGAGAAAAAAGAACAAGUUUCUUCCCAAGAUUCAUGCUUGGGUGCAAGAGCAUGGGGGCGAGACAAUUAUUCCUUUCAGUUGUUCUUUGGAACGGAAUCUUGCUGAUCUUCCAGAUGAUGAAGCAGCAAAAUACUGUGAGGAGAACAAGAUUCAAAGUGCUCUUCCAAAGAUAAUAAAGACUGGAUUUUCUGCCAUUAACCUUAUCUACUUCUUCACUGCUGGACCUGAUGAGGUGAAAUGCUGGCAAAUUCGGAGGCAAACAAAGGCACCUCAAGCUGCAGGAGCAAUUCAUACUGAUUUUGAAAGAGGGUUUAUCUGUGCAGAGGUAAUGAAGUUUGAGGAUCUUAAAGAGUUGGGAAGCGAGUCUGCUGUUAAGGCUGCUGGGAAGUACAAGCAAGAGGGAAAGACUUAUGUGGUUCAGGAUGGUGAUAUUAUAUUUUUCAAAUUUAAUGUCUCUGGUGGUGGGAAGAAGUAAGAGAGAGAGAGAGAGAGGUAUUAUUAUACUCUGCAUGUUUCUCUGAUUUAAACAACCAAACAACCAAACUCUGUAUCUGAGAGAGAGUCUUUAGGGAAAGAGGUUUUUUUUUUGGUGCUACUGUGUUUGUUCCUUUGACAUAAGUUGUAAUCCUUUGUUUUGAAGAUGACUGAAUGAAUAUUUGUAUGAAAUAGAGAAUUGAGAGAUGCAUGUCAUGCCAUCUAAUCAUCAAAUGAGGAGUUUCUAUUUUUA